Dracunculus medinensis (Guinea worm) is the source of this 207-nucleotide messenger RNA. The record is from the annotation of a GenBank genome assembly. Lineage: Eukaryota; Metazoa; Nematoda; Chromadorea; Rhabditida; Dracunculidae.
UGCAAAAAUAUCAAAAAUUAUGAAAAUAAUUCUGAAACUGAAAAUUUGAAAUGUUUUUUCAAGAAAAUGCGUCUAGAAAGUUUUUUAAAUGUGCAUCCUGAAAAAUAUCGAAACAGUAGCGCUCGUCAAACUCGGUCGACAACUCCUGUUGACCUUUCAAUGGUUCACCAGUAUCGAUCUCGAUCGGUUGAUUACUUAAACUUAUGA